ACGACUUGAACGUUUCCAAGCAGUGAAUAAAGAGCGACGGAGGAGAAGGCUUGAAAACUUGAUUCAUUAUGGUUCUUCAACAGUGCCUCGCUUGUAAUAGUUUGAUUACAGAAACAUCAAGAUCAUGUGUGUGUGGCCACGUACUAGAAGAUGCGCAUCGCUUUAUCGGAGGCAAACGUUUUUCAGAAUAUCGAGCAGAACUUUACUCUCGUCUGGAGAGCAAAAACAGGAAGAGAGAAGAACGUGAGAUCAAAGAGCAAGCAAAACUCCAGCUUGGAAGAAAGAAUAUCAUGGCAGGAUCAGUGUCAGAACAACCAGGAUUCAAACCUCCCGUGAAAAGAAAGCCAUUAGCAGCAAGGAAAACAAAUAAGAAAAGACGAGUGAAGAGGGGAACAUCUCGAUUGCAAACAGGGCAGUCCGCAACUAAGCGGAAUGAUGGCAAAAGCAGUGUACCACCGGAACUUUUGUCAAGGCUUCCUGCUGCUCUGCAGGAGAUUAAUCGAAGAAUACUGGGACAGAACUUUAUGUGGUUAGCGUUACAACUGGACUGAAACAAAAACUCUUUUUCCGGCUUGCAAGUACAGAAGUCUGGAAAAUUUUAUUUGAAGACCGGAAGAUGAAUGCAAGGUUUCCCUAACGGCUGAAUCUUACCAAGUGGCUUUAAUAACAGGAAGACAUCGUAAUGGAAGCAGAACGUGAAGGAAUUUUAUGGUUUUGACCUGGAAAAGGCGGAUGCGAAAAAGAAUUGCUGAUAAAUAACCUAUGGGCACAGAGCCAAGUACAAAGUCAUAUUUUAGCUAUAAAGCUUUCAGAGAAAACUGCCGGGGAGGAGGUCGAUAGCGAGCUGAUUCUCUCCGCAAACGGAAGAAUCUUCGAUUAAGUUACGCGAACAGGACCUACACAACCUUUUUGUUUUGUUGUAAAAACAUAGCAAAGAUAUUAUUAUGAACUUUUAUUUAAAUCAUUUUUAUUGAGGAAAAAAUGUAAUUUCUUUGUAAUACAAAGUUGAACA
Molecule: messenger RNA, 1012 nt
Organism: Pocillopora damicornis (cauliflower coral)
Lineage: Eukaryota; Metazoa; Cnidaria; Anthozoa; Scleractinia; Pocilloporidae
Source: RefSeq, a predicted model, not a curated record